AUGUCUCGAUACGCAGAGGCUCACGUCUCCCCCCAAGGCCCCGGCGAUGCCCGUCCAACCGCCCUUCAGAUCGUCAAGGACGAGCAAAUGACGGACAAGCUCAAGGGCAAGACCAUUGUCGUCACGGGCGUCUCCUCUGGCCUCGGCGUCGAGACGGUCCGCGCCCUGGCCGCCACAGGCGCCUCCUUCAUCCUGACCGCCCGAGACGUGGAAAAGGCCAAGAGGGCCCUCGGCGACGUCUUGGAGCCGUCCCGCAUGAAGCUCGUCGAGAUGGACCAGGCGUCGCUCGACAGCGUCCGGCAGGCCGCAAAGACGAUCCUCGCCAGCACGGACAAGAUCAGCAUCCUCACCAACAACGCCGGCAUCAUGGCUGUCCCCGACCUGCAGCUCACCAAGGACGGCCACGAGCUGCACUUUGGCGUCAACCACCUCUCGCACUUUCUCCUCUUCCAGCUGCUCAAGCCCGCGCUGCUCGCAGGGAGCACCCCGGAGUUUGCCUCGCGCGUCGUCAACGUCUCGUCCGCCUCGCACCGCCUCGCCGGGCUGCAGGACUCGGACAACUACAGCUUUCAGAAGGGAAACUACAACAAAUGGGUGGCGUACGCCCAGUCGAAGACGGCCAACAUCUAUAUGGCCAACGAGAUUGAGCGCCGCUACGGCUCACGGGGUCUCCACGCCUUGAGUCUCCAUCCCGGCGGCAUCCACACGGGCCUGAUGCGGUACGUUUCUGAGGAGGAGACCAAGGCCAUGAUGGCGCAGAUCGGGCCCGAGAUCCUGCUCAGCAUGAAGAGUCCCGAGCAGGGCGCCGCGACGCAGGUCUGGGCCGCCAUCGGCAGGGAGUGGGAGGGCAAGGGGGGCAAGUACCUGAGCGAUGUUGCCGAGGCCAAGCCGGGGCCUGACGAUCGGGAUAUGGCUGCCCCGACGACGGUGAGCCAUACGUAUAACGAGCAGGAGGAGGCCAGGCUUUGGAGGGACUCGCUCAAGCUUGUUGGGCUGGAGGAUGACGAAUAG
Molecule: messenger RNA, 1011 nt
Organism: Trichoderma reesei QM6a
Lineage: Eukaryota; Fungi; Ascomycota; Sordariomycetes; Hypocreales; Hypocreaceae
Exons: 1
Coding region: 1-1011 (336 amino acids)
Source: RefSeq, a predicted model, not a curated record